Molecule: messenger RNA, 1881 nt
Organism: Lachancea mirantina
Lineage: Eukaryota; Fungi; Ascomycota; Saccharomycetes; Saccharomycetales; Saccharomycetaceae
Source: the annotation of a GenBank genome assembly
AUGAGUGGUCCUCUCUUGUACACCAAGGUCAAUGAUCGAAUUUUAGUUCAGCGGAACCUUAUUGGAAGCGAAAAAUCAAUUGUUUUGUGCCUAGGACCCCAAGUCGAGGAUAUUGGGUUUGUGGACCCUGGGGAGUUUCCAGUUCGAGCUGAUAUUCGCAAGAUUGCCGCAGUGAUUGGAUAUGUGAGACUAAAAUUGAGAACCUAUUUUUUGAUAGCGAAACGUGUUGAAGAGGUGGGCAAGUUAAACGAGCACCGCAUCUUUAAAGUUGUGGAAUAUGAGAUUGUUCCAAUCGGCAAGUCUAAUGUCAAGGAUAACGAUGAGACUCAGUAUCUGGCGCUACUCAAUGCGCAACUGUCAGCUGCAACACUUUUCUUUUCUUACACUUACGAUUUAACCAAUUCUGCUCAGCGAAACGAAAAGAGGACCCACAACAGCUUAUCUUGGAAAGAUGCAGACAAGCGAUUUUUUUGGAACAAUUACGUCACGGUAACGCUUCAAAACUAUGCGAAACAGGACUCGCGAAUCGACCAUUUCAUUACCCCUAUGAUCUUCGGCUAUGCUAAAUUCGUCGAUACUCAAUUGAACGACACGCCACUCACCAUCGGACUAGUCACAAGGAGGAGCACCUUGAGAGCUGGGACAAGGUAUUUUAGGCGCGGCAUUGAUGCUGAUGGGAAUGUGGCCAACUUUAAUGAGACCGAACAGUUCACAAUGAUUCACGCCAAGGAUAAAGGCGGCAAUUCUGAUUUUUUCUCUUUCUUGCAAACGAGAGGCUCUAUUCCGUUGUACUGGGGUGAAAUUAAUAACUUGAAAUACAAGCCUACGCUCGUCUUGGGUGAAAACUCUUCUCUAGACGCUACAGCCAAACAUUUUGCUGAGCAGAAGCAUCUUUACGGCGAAAAUUACCUUGUGAAUCUGGUCAAUCAGAAGGGUCAUGAGCUUCCUGUUAAACUCGCAUAUGAGUCUGCUGUCAACGCUUUGAAUGACCCAAAAAUUCAUUACACCUAUUUCGACUUCCAUCACGAAUGCCGCAAAAUGAAAUAUGAAAGAGUCAAACUCCUUAUCGAGCACUUAAACCAGAUGGGAUUACAAAGCUCUGACGUUUUUCACAAAGUAGUCGAUUCGAACGGCGUUACGGAGCGUGUGGAGAGGGAACAAUCUUCCGUUGUAAGAACAAAUUGUAUGGAUUGUUUAGACAGAACUAAUGUUGUCCAGUGUGUUCUAGCACAAUGGGUUAUUCAAAACGAACUAGAAACUGCCUUCGUUGUCAGUCCCUCUUAUACGUGGGAGAGUGAUAAAGAAUUGUUAUUCAAGUUUCAAGGCUUGUGGGCUGAUAACGCGGACGCAGUUAGUCUCUCUUACUCUGGAACAGGCGCUUUGAAAACCGAUUUUACGAGGACCGGGAAGCGUACUAGUGGGGGUGCUUUCAAUGAUUUUUUGAACUCUGUCUCUAGAUAUUAUCAGAAUAACCUAACAGACGGUCCAAGACAAGAUUCUUUCGACUUGUUUCUGGGCAAUUUCAAGCCUUACGAAAACGGAAUACAAUCACCGUUUUCUGACAGAAGGCCAUUUACCAUCCAGGUGAUUCCAACAAUUAUUUACGCUGCAUUAACAGUUAUAGCAGCUACAGUUUUCUUUCCCAAGGGCCAUUUUACCAGCUUGAAGAAUCUUUCGUUUUUGAUCUUUUCUUCCGUGAUAUUGGGAUCUUCAGCGCGCUUCAUUUUGCAAAAUGGCGAACAAUAUGUAAAUUGGCCCAAAUUAAACGAACUAGCUUUCCUUGUGCCAGUUCAAACUUACGACAAGGAACAUCAGUUUAAGGGAAUCAAGUACGCGUGGAGCUCCAAGUUCUCGAAACCGGAUGCUUUCAAGAAGGAUUAA